Messenger RNA from Cynara cardunculus var. scolymus (artichoke), 1988 nucleotides. Its product is annotated as beta-glucosidase BoGH3B-like. Lineage: Eukaryota; Viridiplantae; Streptophyta; Magnoliopsida; Asterales; Asteraceae. Gene Ontology annotation, biological process: glucan catabolic process. The coding region runs from base 11 to 1903 and encodes 630 amino acids. Gene Ontology annotation, molecular function: beta-glucosidase activity. The transcript has 9 exons. The record is from RefSeq and is a predicted model, not a curated record.
ACUUACUCUCAUGGGAGCCAAGAAUAUGAGGAAAUUUUGGGUUUUCUUGAUGAUGGUCAUGUGGUGCUGGGCUUCAAUGGCUGAAGCAGAGUAUAUGCCAUACAAAGAUCCGAAACAACCGCUAGGUGCUCGAAUAAAUGACUUAAUGAAGAGGAUGACACUUGAGGAAAAGAUUGGCCAAAUGACUCAAAUCGAAAGAUCAGUUGCAUCCAAUGAGGUUAUAAAGAAGUAUCUGAUAGGGAGUGUGUUGAGUGGAGGAGGAAGUGUUCCAUCUAAAGAGGCAACUCCUGAGACAUGGGUUGAUAUGGUUAAUGAUUUCCAAAAGGGUUCGUUAUCAACACGUUUAGGGAUACCGUUGAUUUAUGGGAUUGAUGCUGUCCAUGGCCAUAAUAAUGUUUAUAAAGCUACAAUCUUUCCUCAUAAUGUUGGUCUUGGAGUUACCAGGGAUCCUGUUCUAGUAAAGAAGAUUGGGGCUGCUACAGCACUUGAAGUUAGAGCCACCGGCAUACAAUAUGCUUUUGCACCUUGUAUUGCAGUAUGUAGAGAUCCCAGAUGGGGUCGUUGUUUUGAAAGCUACAGUGAAGAUCCCAAAAUCGUUAGACAAAUGACUGAGAUCAUACCAGGUUUACAAGGAGAAAUCCCUUCUGGUUCGGAAAAGGGUGCUCCUUUCGUCCAAGGGCAACAAAAGGUUGCAGCCUGUGCUAAGCACUAUGUGGGAGAUGGAGGAACUCACCUAGGCACAAAUGAAGGCAACACAAUAAUAGACAGUAAAAGAUUCUACAGCAUACAUAUGCCAGCAUACAAUGAUUCAAUCAUUAAGGGUGUGGCUACUAUUAUGACCUCCUACUCUAGCUGGAAUGGGGUUAAAAUGCAUGCUAACCGUAAUCUUGUUGCUGACUACCUCAAGAACAAGCUCAAUUUCAAAGGAUUUGUGAUAUCAGAUUGGCAGGGUAUUGACAGGAUCACCACUCCUGCACAUGCUAAUUACACCUUCUCCAUACUAGCUGGAAUGAAUGCUGGCAUUGACAUGUUCAUGGUCCCAUUAAAAUACACAGAGUUUAUCGAUGGUUUGACACACCUGGUAGAACAUAAGUUUAUACCCAUGAGCCGAGUUGAUGAUGCAGUUGAGCGGAUUCUAAGGGUGAAGUUUACAAUGGGUCUGUUUGAAACCCCAUUGGCUGAUUACAGCAUGGCCAAGUACUUGGGAUGUCAGGAACACAGAGAUCUAGCCAGGGAAGCAGUGAGGAAAACACUUGUGUUACUGAAGAAUGGUAAACCUUCAAUGCAGCCAUUACUACCACUUCCUAAGAAGACAUCAAAGAUACUAGUUGCAGGAUCCCAUGCUAACAAUAUUGGCUAUCAAUGUGGCGGGUGGACAAUUGAGUGGCAAGGACUUUCAGGCAACGUCACUGCUGGUACUACCAUCCUCUCUGCUGUGGAAAGUACUGUUGAUCCAAACACUCAAGUAGUCUACAACGAGAAUCCCAACAAAGAUUUUCUCAAAUCAAACACAUUCGACUAUGCUAUAGUGGUGGUAGGAGAACCCCCAUAUGCGGAGACUUUUGGAGAUAACUCAAAUCUAACAAUUCCAGAGCCAGGCCUAAGCACUAUCAAAGAUGUAUGCAGCUCAGUAAAAUGUGUGGUGGUCUUAAUCACAGGUCGGCCAGUGGUGGUGCAGCCAUUUGUUGACACAAUAGAUGCCCUUGUGGCUGCUUGGCUUCCAGGAACAGAAGGCCAAGGUGUCACAGAUGUUCUCUUUGGUGACUAUGGUUUCACAGGAAAGCUUGCUCGUACUUGGUUCAAGUCCGUUGACCAGCUACCAAUGAAUGUUGGAGAUGCACACUAUGACCCAUUAUACCCAUUUGGGUUUGGACUGACUACAGCACCCACCAAAACUAUAUAAAUGUAAUCUUAUUCUUUUCCAUAAUUCGGUUUUAAUUGAACAUGAAAAUCUUGUUAGAGUGAUGAGAUUUUGAUUAUUUCAAGGG